Symbiodinium sp. CCMP2592 is the source of this 1203-nucleotide messenger RNA. The record is from the annotation of a GenBank genome assembly. Lineage: Eukaryota; Dinophyceae; Suessiales; Symbiodiniaceae.
AUGUCGGUUCUUCAUCGGGCGAAGGACCGCUGGUUGAUCUGGUUUGCAUGCACCAAGAGAACCGGCGAGGGCGAAUGGUUCAAAGACCACCACCACUGGCACAGUAACAUCAACGUCUUCCUCGACAGCGACGAGCUGGAGAAUCUGGAUCUUCUUUUCGACAUAAUCAGAACAUCCACGAGGAGUGUACUGGUCAUCCUGACAGCGGAGCUGCCGAAGCGCAUCUGGUGCGCCGGUGAAAUCGUGACGGCAUUCAAGAAUAGUGUGCUGACGGUCCCAGCGAUUUGUGAUGGUUUCUACCCUCCGUCUGCAGAGCAGCUCGAGAUCCUUCCGACGCUCUGGGCUCCGCAGCAGACGCAGUUGCUGGCCAACUCAGGUGUGGAGCUGAAGGACGUGGCCAAGGCGUACUACUGGCUGCUGAACGAGCUGUCUCCUAUGACACUGCCACGAUUUGGGCCGGUUUGGAAGCGAGAGGCUUCGGUCGUGGUUGCUCUGAAGCGCUGCGGCGCUCAGAUUAGUGGGAGCUCUUCCCGGAUGCUCGAAGCGAGCCGGCAGAACGUCAAUGCAGGCGCCCGCAUCCUCAUCACCAGCUCUGUGGCGGAUGCCGAGUCCCUCUCCACAUGUGAGGUUUUUCAGAACAUCCUGCAGAGUCAUCUGCACGUCGAAUGUGCAGUGGUGCACAACUCGCUUCAGAUGGUCCGCUGGAAGCGUUGGGCCUACUACUUCGUGGUGCUCUUCUUCCGGGGCAUGCUCCGGGAUCCCCUCUUUGCAGAGAUCCUGGACUCGGCUUUUCACGCCCCUGGAAGGAGCCUAGAGGUCGUCACCGUGCUGGCGGACCCGCACUUCGACUUCCGCUCAGCUGAGUCCUAUGCCUAUGAAGGCAUGUUCCGAGACGAGGACCACUUCAGUGCGCGGACCAACAUACAGCGGCUUGCCAAGGCCUUCCGGACGCUCCUGAUGAUCGUUGCGCUGCCCUUCACUCCUGUCGAUUCUUUCGGCCUACAGAAGAAGCAGGUGUCGGAGAUCGCUUUGCGGUUUCGCCGGUACAAGGAGAGAGCUGCAGCAGCCGCGAUGGACGAGGCGGAUGACGACAUCGUUCGCGCCGAAUUUGGCGAGAAGAUUGCGAGCGAAGUCGGCAGCGAGGAAGCUUUCCUCGACGAGGUUUCCAUGUGCUCCAAGUUCAGCGACACCGUUUCCAUCUGA